AUGAAUCCGAACGAUACUGCCCCUUCACCAGGCACAACAGGCCAUCCUGUAAUGUCAUCUGCAUCCUCCGAUCAUCCAAGGACACCUGCCUCAACUGCAACUCCACAAGGAACUCCCAUUGCUGCCAUCCCAACAUCUCAAUCCGUCACUGACUAUAGUUCUAGUAAUACAACCACUAUGUCAGCAACAUCAUCAACAGCUGCCACUCCGCAAACAAUGGCUCCAACUCCUACUCUCAUCCCAAUAAUCACUCCCUCUACCGCAAAUGCUCCUCCUGCUAGACCAUAUCAGCAGCCCAUAGUGAUAGCUCCUGCUCCCAUAGCUGCUCCUAUAGCUCAACCGCAACCACCGGCUCCCGCUCAGCAACCUACACAGCCUGCUCCUGGCGGUCCACCUCCACAACAACCAAAUGGUCUUAUGGAUGCAUUGACUUAUUUAGAUAUGGUCAAAUUGAGAUUCCAGGAGCAUCCUAGUGUUUACAACAGCUUCUUGGACAUUAUGAAGGACUUCAAGUCACACGUGAUUGACACUCCUGGUGUGAUUGAUCGAGUAGCUACUUUAUUCAAAGGUCACCCAGAGUUGAUUACUGGAUUCAACACCUUCUUACCACAAGGAUAUCGUAUAGAGAGUACAAAUGAUCCAUUGAAUCCAAUUCUGGUAUGGGCAAAUGGAGAUAGAUAUACACCAUUAGAGUUGAGAUACGCUCCACAACCGCAAUUACCAGGUGCUGCCCCAGCUGGCAACAGACCUAUAGCUCAACCACAACCAAUGCCGUAUUCAUACGCUUCGCCAAACUAUCCUCCACCACCACCACCUCAACAACAGCAACAACAACAGCAACAGCAGCAGGCGCAACAGCAACAAAGUACAAACAACUAUGCACCUGGCGGCUAUCAUGGCCAACCCACUAUGCCUCAUGCUACGAGUGCUGCACCUCCGGCACGACAACCUGCUCAUCGGCCAGCGCCCCCUGCUCCAGCUUCGAAUCCUGUUCCUGCAGGGCCAUUGUCGACUGGUGCUAAUGGUCAAAGUCGUGGACCUGUAGAGUUUAAUCAUGCUAUUAGCUAUGUCAACAAGAUCAAGACACGGUAUGCUCAUGAUGCUGAUACAUACAAGCAGUUCUUGGAAGUACUGCAAACAUACCAAAAGGAGCAGAAGCCAAUUCAAGAGGUUUAUGCUCAAGUCAGAGUGCUAUUUGGAGGUGCUCCAGACCUCUUGGACGAAUUUAAGCAAUUCUUGCCUGAUCAUAGUAGUCAACAGAAUCAGGGGAAUCGAGGCAUGAUGAAUCUCAGUAAUACAGCAACAGGAUUAAGCGGUAGUCAGGCAGCCAGAAAAUCGCAAUUGGGAUUAUCUGGAACGACUGGUGCUAACUCAGCGUCUGCUUCUGCUGCUGCCGCUGCAGCUGCAGCAAAAAAGCAAUCGUUGAAGCGGCCUGCUCCUCAAGCGCAACCCUCACCUUCGUACACACCGAUGCCCAUGACCAAUGCACCAUCUGUACCUCCCAAGAAGAAGUCGAAAUUGGCUGGUACUCAACGCGAGAAGCCCAGUAUGAUGGAGGAGAUGGAAUUCUUUGACAAGGUCAAGAAGCAUAUUGGUAACAAGACCAACUAUGCUGAAUUCUUGAAGAUUCUCAAUCUAUACAGUCAAGAGAUUCUCGAUGCUUCAACUCUUGUCGAAAAGAUUAAGCCUUUCUUAGAAGGUCAAUCAGACUUGAUGGAAUGGUUUAGACGCUUUGUUCGAAUCGAUGAUGCGGAAGCUAUUACUCAUUAUACUUACGCCACUGAACGUCGCCAUAUUGAACUGAGAGAUUUACCAAAGAGUGGUCAUAGUUAUCGCUUGCUUCCAGCAGACUUCGAGAGACCAAUUGCAUCCAGCAUUGACGACAUUGGCAGAGAAGUCUUGAAUGAUCAUCUGGUAUCUGUACCUCAAUAUGACAGUGAACGAGGAUUUACAGCACAUCGCAAGAAUAUUUAUGAGGAGGCCUUGUAUCGAGUAGAGGAAGAACGAUACGAAUUUGAUCUGAAUAUUGAAGCCAAUCUUCAUACGAUUGCUCUACUUGAACCCAUCAGUCGGAAGAUUCAAGCCAUGUCUGCUGAAGAACGUGGGAAAUACCAGUUGCAACCUGGUCUCGGAGGUACAUCUACUACUGUUUAUCAAAGAAUCAUCAAAAAGAUUUGGGAUUCUGAACGUGGUAAAGAGAUGAUUGAUGCUCUUCAUCACAAUCCUGCUGUUGCUGUUCCUGUCAUUCUUAAACGUUUGAAGCAGAAAGAUGAAGAAUGGAGACGUGCUCAGCGUGAAUGGCAAAAGGUUUGGAGGGAAUUGGACACUAAAAACUUUUAUAAGUCCUUGGAUCAUCGUGGAAUCACCUUCAAAACCUCCGAUAAAAAAUCCAUGACUUCUCGCCAGUUCUUUAACGAGAUCGAGAACGAGUACAAGAAAAGAACAGAUGCUCGACCAUUCCAAUUCGAAUACUACUUCCCUGAUUCCGGAGUGCAUCGAGACAUAGUCCGCCUCAUCGCUCGAUUGAUUACUCGUCAAGCAAAACUUUCAUCAUUAGCCGACGACGAAGUAUUAAGCAUGAGAACCUUUUAUAAACAUACCUUGGCUCAAUUCUUUUUGAUGGACGAUUUGGAUAUUGAAGAAGAGUAUGAGAAUGAUUCAUCAGAUAGUGAUGAUGAUACUCAUAGUAAACGACACUCUAACAACACUGGUGGUGGACCUGGUAGCAGCAAUUCUGGUGCUAGAGAUUCACCUGCACCACCAACUAGUUCCUCAUUACGUAAAGCUGUAUUGACUCGACGAGCACCUAAAUCCAGGAAGGGUGGUGAUGGAAUGGACUUGGAUUCCGACUCUGAAACCCAACGUGGUGGUAGUGCUCAAGGUGGUGCAACUGGUAGUGGUAAUGAUGAAAUGAUGGAUGUCACAGUGCCUGAUGUCUUGAAUGGAUCAUCAACUAGCACAUCACGAAGAAACAGAAAAGAUGGUGGAAUGAUGAAUGGAUUUGAUUCAAGUCAUAAGAGAAGGACUUAUCCGUUCUUUACGAAUGAGCCUUUUUAUUCGUUCUUCCGAUUAUAUCAGCUCUUGUAUUCGAGAUUAUUGAAGAUGAAGGAGUUGUCUAGAGAGUUGGAAGCCCACCCGCCACGAAGUGAACAAUUCAAUAUGGUUGCUGUUGAAUUGGGGUUGCAGGCUCGUCCUCCAGAAGUGAUUCCCGAGCACCGUGAUCGGUUUGAUGAGUUGAUGAGGAUGGUAUUGAAUAUGCUGGCUGCUAAGAUGGAUGCAUCAGAUUAUGAAGAUAAAGUCCGUCACAUGUAUCAAACUUCAGCAUAUCCCAUGUAUACUAUUGAUAAGGUUUGCCUUGCCAUGGCUAAGCAGAUUCAACACAUCACCAAUGAUUCAACGUGUAUGGAGUUGAUCAAACUGUAUGAAAAGUAUGCUCAAAUGCCAACGCUGCCUUCUCGUCAAGAAAUCAUGUAUCGGAUAUCCGCAGAGCAAUUGUGUCAGGAAGAAUUAAGCAUGUUUAAAUUCGAAUACCAUCCUACUGAAACUCGCCUCACCAUUCAACUAUUGGGCAAAGAAGACCUACUAGGAGAUGACGCUGCCUCGCCGCAUGAACGAUGGAGCAUAUACGUCGACCGGUUUGCACAAUUGCAAACAGGGGAGACUACUGGUGGUCGUCGAACAGAAGCCUUCUUACGUCGGAAUCUACCAGAACUAGCCGAUAAUGUACAACUGUCACGUGAAGUAGAUGCCCAUGCAGGUCUUGAACUCAAGAUUUGUGUGAAUUCGUACCGUAUACACUUUGUAGAGGGCACAGAAGAUUACUUUAGAAGACGUAGACCUGCAGAUCGUGUUGAACGAGAUGCAUUACGAGAACGAGAAUCUGGAGUUGAUGGGACUCGUACCAAGUUAUUCAAGCGAUGGUUGGAGAAACGACAACAGGAUAUACUGCAUGCCCGACCUUUAGAAGGCCCCAUGGGUGUUCCUACCGCAGGUAGUAAUACCGCAUUUGGCACCACAACCAACCUCAAUGCCGCUAUGGAAAUGAUCCGCGCCGCCCAGCAGUCUGCCAAACAGUCAGAAGAUCAAGCUAUGAUGGAAGCAGAUGACCUACAAGCCGAAAGUGCAUCACAAAUAGCACCACUACCAGCCCAUCAACAUAUGCAACACCGUCACCAACCCAGUAAUAAUAGCAGUAGUAGCAAUCUACAGCAGCAGCAACAGCAAGGAUCGCAGGAAGGAGCAUCACAGCACGAAGAAGACGAUGAUGAUUCUGUUGUUGUAAGUGAUGGCGAGGAUGAUAAUGAGGACAAUGAAGAUGGUGGUGAUGGUGGUGGUAUGAUGGAGAUGACUGAGAAUCGAGAUGAAGAAGAAGAGGAGCAAGAGCAAGCGUACAAUAAUAGUAAUAAUAAUAUUGAUGAAGAGGGAGAUGUAUAUGAGUCUGAUCAGGGAGGCGAUGAUCAGGAUUUGGCACAUGACGAUGAUAUGGAUGAUAUCGAUGGUGACAACAGUCGGAUGGCUGAGUAG
Synchytrium microbalum is the source of this 4524-nucleotide messenger RNA. RefSeq lists its product as uncharacterized. The record is from RefSeq and is a predicted model, not a curated record. Gene Ontology annotation, cellular component: Sin3-type complex; chromatin. Lineage: Eukaryota; Fungi; Chytridiomycota; Chytridiomycetes; Synchytriales; Synchytriaceae. The transcript has 16 exons. Gene Ontology annotation, molecular function: transcription corepressor activity. Gene Ontology annotation, biological process: negative regulation of transcription by RNA polymerase II. The coding region runs from base 1 to 4524 and encodes 1507 amino acids.